AUGAUGAGGUUUGUGGUUCUCGCUGUCGUGGUAGCUAGCGCCUAUGGAUGUGGCCUGCCCACCUUCCCCCCUGUGCUGAGCAGGGUGGUUGCAGGAGAAGAUGCCAGGCCUCACAGCUGGCCCUGGCAGAUCUCCCUCCAGUCGGACAGCAGUGGGCGCUGGAGGCACGUCUGUGGAGGCAGCCUCCUCUCCAGUGAAUGGGUCCUCACUGCUGCACACUGCAUCAACUCCCGCUACAACUACAGAGUGGAGUUGGGUAAACACAACCUGAAGGACACCGAGGAGGGCUCGAUAGCUCUGAGGGCAGCCAAGAUCUUCACUCACGAGGACUACAACACACUGCUCAGCCGUCAUGACAUCGCCCUGAUCAAGCUGUCCUCUCCUGUCACCUUCUCUGACACCAUCAUGCCCGCCUGCCUCCCAGACCCGGGCUUCGUCCUGCCCCAUGGUGCUCCCUGCUACGUCACCGGCUGGGGGCGACUCUCCACCAGCGGUCCCCCGGCCGACACCCUGCAGCAGGCUCUCCUGCCGGUGGUCGGCCAUGAUACCUGCUCCCAGAAUGACUGGUGGAGCGUCCUGGCCACCGACAAGAUGGUCUGUGCCGGAGGAGAUGGCAUCAAGGCCGGCUGUAAUGGCGACUCCGGUGGCCCCCUCAACUGCCAGAACCCUGAUGGCUCCUGGGACGUCCAUGGCGUGGUGAGCUUCGGCUCCGGUCAGGGCUGCAAUGUCCUCCAGAAGCCCACCGUCUUUACGCAAGUCAGCUCCUACAUCGACUGGAUCAACAGAGUUAUGACCAACCACUGA
This is a messenger RNA of Myripristis murdjan (pinecone soldierfish), 804 nucleotides long. Its product is annotated as chymotrypsin-like elastase family member 2A. Gene Ontology annotation, biological process: proteolysis. The transcript has 8 exons. Gene Ontology annotation, molecular function: serine-type endopeptidase activity. The coding region runs from base 1 to 804 and encodes 267 amino acids. The record is from RefSeq and is a predicted model, not a curated record. Lineage: Eukaryota; Metazoa; Chordata; Actinopteri; Holocentriformes; Holocentridae.